CCAUACUCAUCAUAUAUAUGCAUGUUCAUGACCAAACAGAGCCAAAAAACACAAGAGCAUAACUGUGAUCAAACAGAGACAAAACAGACCCGUGAGAAACUGAUCCAUUACAAACCAAAAUAAGAGUCAGAAUGUGGGAUAAAAAAUCAACUAGACUGAAAUUGAACCUAGAAAAAGAAAUAGAACAGAAAAGAACCCUACCAAAAAGUUGAAACAAACAUCAUUAAAUAAAUAAGAGUGAAAAUCGGAACUUACCUAUAUUUUCGAUUUGUUUCCUAUUUCAACUUUGAACCAGAAAAAAAAAACGAGAAAAAUUCUCUAAGAUAGACCAUUUUUAAGUUUUUGUCACAAAAUAGUCAUCAAUGAAGAAAAUCACCAAAAUAAGUUUUAUUAAAAAGUAAAAACUGAUUUUUACCUGAGAAUUUACUAAUCUAAACUUAUGAUUUAGAGUUAAAGGGUGAAGUUUUGAAAAUAAAAUUUCAAAUUUUAAAAAAGUUAAAAUUAAAAAUUAAAAAGUUUAAAAUAAAAAGAUGCUAUUUUGGUCAUAAUCUUUUUUAAGGACUAUUUUUGUGACAAACAAUUAAAAAUGGCUAAAACAAACAAACUGGGUUGCAUAAUGUAUAUGCGUGGGUAAAAAAUAAUCUAAUUAAAAAAAUAAAAGAGAUUAGAGGACUAAUCCAAAUCCAUUAAUAAAUUUUUUUUAAUCAUUCAUUUGUUCUCUAACAGCUUGUGACUACAUCCCCGAGAGACAUUCUUUGACCGACAGAUUCUGGCCAAAAUAAAAACAUUCAAAAGUUCUUUGAAAUUUCCACUUCACGGGUCGACUUUAAUACCUGCUCACUAAACUCGGGUCAUCCCCCAACACAUUAAAUGACGUUACAGUAGCUUGCUGAUUUUAGGGGAAAGCAAAACAACAACAACAACAACAUCCACAAUCACUCUCUUUUUCAAAUUCAGAUUUUUCUUUUUUUUUUCCUCUUUCGAGUGAUCUCAGUGGUUUUUAACUGCAAUGGCGAGAAGACAUGGAUGGCAACUUCCAGCUCACACAUUUCAGGUUGUGGCCAUAACUGUGUUCUUCUUGCUAACUAUCGCAUACUAUGCCUUCUUUGCUCCGUUUCUCGGGAAGAUACUCUAUCAGUACAUCGCCUUUGGUGUCUACUCAUUCUUGGCGUUUUCGGUUUUUGUGCUGUACAUCCGUUGCACUGGUAUAGACCCUGCAGAUCCUGGGAUCUUUGUGGAGGCUGUGAACACUCCAGCUCAUAAGUCACAGACCAGUAACUACGCGCCUGAGAAUGUUGUGCCGUAUACUAGACACGGCUCGGGGUGCUGUAAUGCUGUGGGAAGAUUCGUUUGUGGUUGUUUAGUAAUACAAGAUUGCCGUAGAGAUACACAUCAGGAGGAACCAGGGGAGCAAGAAGAAGCUUUGUUCUGUUCUUUGUGCAAUGCUGAGGUGCGUAAAUUUAGCAAGCAUUGUAGAAGUUGUGGCAAGUGUGUUGAUGGGUUUGAUCAUCAUUGCCGGUGGCUGAAUAACUGUGUGGGGCAGAAGAACUACAUCAGCUUUGUGUGUCUUAUGGCUGCAAGCUUCUUCUGGCUUUUAGUUGAAUUUGGAGUUGGUGUUACUGUCUUUGUCCGAUGUUUUGUGGAGCAAAAGGCAAUGGAACAUCUCAUAACCGAGAAGCUUGGACUUGGCUUCUCCCGUCCUCCAUUUGCUGCUAUUGUGAUUGUUUGUACAGCUCUCUCGUUUCUGGCUAUAGUUCCACUUGGGGAGCUUUUCUUCUUCCACAUUAUUUUAAUCCGAAAGGGAAUCACAACAUAUGAAUAUGUUGUUGCUGUGAGAGCACAAAGCGAGCCGCCUGGACCGUCUAUAGAUGGGGGAGACGAGUAUAGCCAGCCACCUUCACCUGCAAGCUCAGCUGUGACAGCUGCGAGUGGAAGAAGCUCUCUAGGAUUGAGCAUUCAGUACCGUGGCGCCUCCUUGUGCACACCUCCAAACAUAUUCAUGGAUCAAAAUGAUGAUGUGAUCCAGCAUCUGGAGCAGCCUGGAACUGUACGUUCCACCAUAGAUCCUGACAAGAAGCCACCUCAGCGUCAACAAGUAAGGAUCAACCCAUGGAAGCUAGCGAAACUCGACUCAAACGAAGCUUCUAAAGCAGCUGCUAAAGCGCGUGCAUCCUCAUCAGUGCUUCUUCCAUUAGCUUCUCGACAAAACCCUCACAAAACCAGCAGCAACGCAAGCGGGAGAAGCAGCCCCGCAAGUAGCUAUCAGACCAAAAACACUAGUUUGACAAGAGACCACAUCAACCCAAUGUACAUGUCAUCAUCAGCCAACGAGUCACCAUUAAACGAGGAAGAAAGGAGGAACGUUGUCAUUGCUGCUGCAGCAGCUAGGAGAAACAUGUCUACAAGCGAUGAGAGUUCAGUGGUUUGGGAUCCGGAAGCUGGCAGGUUUGUAUCUUCUUCUCUUCAGACUCCAGGAACAGAGUUGGCUACUUUUGGAGGAGGAGGUUCUCUUGCUGGUAAUGAACGUCUCAACAGUGUUUCUUCUUCUGGGAGUGAUGGUAGCAGAAGGGUCAGAGGAACUCCGUUAACUGGUUAUUUCCAACAAGUUAGAUCACAGAGAGGAGGGCAGCUUCCAGUGUUUAUGCCUAGUGAUUCUCAGCUGCAGAGACAUGUAUCUACUAGAUUCCAGUAGAAUCAUUUGUAGUCUUUAGGUGACUAAACUUUUUUUUAAUUAAAGUUUCUUAUUUCUCUCGAAGUCUAAAGACAUCAGUAAGCUCAGCUAUAUAAUUUGAAUGUAGUA
Messenger RNA from Brassica rapa (field mustard), 2800 nucleotides. Its product is annotated as protein S-acyltransferase 21. NCBI's taxonomy places the organism in Eukaryota, Viridiplantae, Streptophyta, Magnoliopsida, Brassicales, Brassicaceae. Gene Ontology annotation, biological process: peptidyl-L-cysteine S-palmitoylation; protein targeting to membrane. Gene Ontology annotation, molecular function: protein-cysteine S-palmitoyltransferase activity. The record is from RefSeq and is a predicted model, not a curated record. Gene Ontology annotation, cellular component: endoplasmic reticulum; Golgi apparatus.